GUGGGGGGGGGGGGCGCUGUGCAUUCUGGGAACAACACAACGACUUCAAGAUGGCGGCGAGCAGAAGGCUGGCCAAGGAACUUGAAGAGAUUCGGAGAUCUGGGAUGAAGAACUUCAGAAACAUUCAAGUUGAGGAAUCAAACCUAUUGUCAUGGCAAGGGCUUAUUGUUCCUGACAAUCCACCGUAUGACAAAGGUGCAUUCAGGAUUGAAAUAAUUUUUCCAACCGAGUACCCAUUCAAGCCUCCCAAAAUCACAUUCAAGACAAAGAUCUAUCACCCCAACAUCGAUGAGAAAGGUCAGGUGUGCUUGCCUGUGAUUAGUGCUGAGAACUGGAAACCCGCUACCAAAACUGACCAAGUAAUUCAGUCCCUCAUUGCACUGGUGAAUGAUCCUCAGCCAGAACAUCCUCUGAGGGCAGACUUAGCAGAAGAGUACUCAAAGGACCGUAAAAAAUUCUUGAAGAAUGCUGAAGAAUUUACAAAGAAACACGGAGAAAAAAGGCCCCUGGACUAAAAAGUGACAAGCACAUAGCCGUUUCUUCUUCUUUUCUCCUUUUCUCUGCCUGACAGGUUAUCUAUCCUAUUUGCUGUACCAUACCUCUAACCACAUUGCUUGUUCACUCUCUUCCACACCAAAUACUGCACCACUCUGCAGGCCUGGAGCUGCCAAUAUGCAGGAGGGGUGUGAUAGUGUCAUGCAUCUGUACCCAUCCAGGAUUGUCUGUUGAUCAGACAGACUCCCUUCUCUCUUCUUUUUCUGUGGAAGAUGAUAUGGUCUUUUUACUUUUAGUCUAAAUGUAAAAGUAACUCUUAGGGGAAAAUGAUGCUCAGAAUAAGUAAAGAUGAAAAAAUUCAGAGAAAUGUAUUCUUUUUCUUCCUGUUAAAAAACCCUUGAUUAUAGAUCUAUAGAUUAUAGAUCUCUUGUAUACAUUUUUGAUGAACUAAACUUUUCAUUUUGUCCCAGGAAAACAGUCAUUUUUUAAAAAAUGAAAUAAAUGUGACAAAAGAAAGUUUGAGCUUGAACACUGAAAGUGUAUUUACUGAAAUGACAACUCACAUUUUUUUAAUGUACUGUAAACUUGCAUCUGUUGGUGUCCACUAUAUAGACAGCCAUCUGUUGUCAAUGCACCGUUGCUACAUUACAGGAAACUUUACAAGACAAA
Molecule: messenger RNA, 1164 nt
Organism: Poecilia reticulata (guppy)
Lineage: Eukaryota; Metazoa; Chordata; Actinopteri; Cyprinodontiformes; Poeciliidae
Gene: ube2l3b
Product: ubiquitin-conjugating enzyme E2L 3b
Source: RefSeq, a predicted model, not a curated record